Molecule: messenger RNA, 1136 nt
Organism: Hyalella azteca
Lineage: Eukaryota; Metazoa; Arthropoda; Malacostraca; Amphipoda; Hyalellidae
Product: carbonyl reductase [NADPH] 3-like
Exons: 6
Coding region: 115-987 (290 amino acids)
Molecular function (GO): carbonyl reductase (NADPH) activity
Source: RefSeq, a predicted model, not a curated record
CGCAUUGCAAUGAUUGUUGCGCUGCUCCGGUUGCUCGGCAAAGCUGCAUCAGUCUGGACACGGAUAUCGAGCAAGAAUAAUUUCGUUGACGAGUUACCCGAAUAGUAUAGUGCAAUGUCAACUCCAAGAAUUUUCGUGGUCACUGGUGCCAAUAAAGGCAUAGGCCUGGCCACUGUCAAGGCUCUGUGUGAAGCAGUUGGCAGCGAGUCCAUUGUCUACCUGACAGCUCGCAGUGUUGAGCGAGGCACCAAGGCAGUGCAGGACCUUGCCAAGUCUGGUCUCAAGCCUCGAUUUCAUCCCGUUGAUGUUGAUGAUGCCUCCAGCAUUGAAACUUUUGCCACAUUUCUCAAGAAGGAACAUGGCGGUCUUGAUGUUCUUGUCAACAAUGCUGCUAUUGCAUACAGGGAUGAUGCUCCUGAACCAAUUGAGGUGCAGGCCGAGCACACUGUGCGAGUCAACUACUUUGGGCUGCGAGCUGUUUGCAAUGCUCUCUUCCCUCUCCUCCGGCCCCAUGCUCGUGUGGUGAAUGUGUCAUCGGCUGUUGGGCAUCUCUCUUGGGUGAACGGUGAGGAACUCCGCCGGCAACUUGCUGACCCGGCGCUCACGGUGGAACAACUUGACAACAUCAUGCGCGACUUUGUCAAAGCUGUUGCUGAGAAUAAGCACGUGCAGCUGGGAUGGCGGGACGUGAAAUAUAGACCUUACAUGGCCAGCAAGGUGGGGGUGUCUGCGCUGACCAGGAUCCAGCAGCGCAUGCUGGACCAAGACCCGCGGGAGGACAUCGUUGUCAACCACUGCCAUCCUGGCUAUGUCAAGACAGACAUGACAGCGAACACGGGAGUAUUCACCGCCGAGCGGGGGGCAGUGUGCCCCACAUACCUAGCCCUGCUGCCCCCCAACGUGGCCUCUCCCCGUGGGGAGUACGUCUGGCAUGACAAGAUGGUCCUCGACUGGGUGAACGCAGACCUGCCUCAUCCCGGCUACUGAGCCCUCGCUACAUGUGCUCCUUGGAGUGUGGGAUGCCGUGACAUGUUGGACGACGUGUGUGUCUUAGAGUGUGGGAUGCCGUGACAUGUUGGACGACGUGUGUGUCUUAGAGUGUGGGAUGCCGUGACAUGUUGUACGACGUGUGUGUC